CACUCCAGAGUACAGUGUCCCAGUAGACUUCUUCUUUUUCAGCAUGGGCCCUGGCAAAUUAUAGGCAGGCUUUUUUGUGCAUGGGCUUUAGGAGAGAACUCCUGCUGUGGACAGGACCCUGACAAGAGGCUUCCUUCUGCUUAUUGUGUCACAGGAAACAAUCGCCCCAGUUUGGCGUUCUACUUCUUUAGCUAACUGCAGUGAACUUGCAUGGCAAUUUUCUUCAACCCUUCUCAUCAGAAGACGCUCUUGUUGAGGUGCUAACUUCCAUGGAGGGCCUGGAUGUCUCUGUGAGAUGGUUGCAGUUCCAUCUUUGUUAAAUUUUUCUAUCACCUUUUUUACAGUAUUCUGACUGAUAAGUAAAGCUUUGCUGAUCUUCUUGUAGCCUCCAC
Molecule: messenger RNA, 392 nt
Organism: Staurois parvus
Lineage: Eukaryota; Metazoa; Chordata; Amphibia; Anura; Ranidae
Source: the annotation of a GenBank genome assembly